CAAUGAUCAAUACGACGACAAAAAGAGAGGAAAGCUUUUUGACUACAAAAGUAUCUGAUCGAGUGAUUACAGUUGAAAAUGAAUAAAGAUCAACUUACAACUUUGUUAGAAGAAAUUAUUUGACAACUACAUUUGCUACAUUAGCAAACAGACAAACAAAUGGAGUCUAUAAUGUUGCUUUUAAUACUUCAUGUUGCCAACCUUGUCCAUAGCCUUGUCCUUAACCUUAAGCAAUGCCAAUGCCAAUUUAUAUUCCAAUGCCAUACCCAUAAUAAUGCGAAAAAGAAUGUCAUUGUGAGGAAGAAGAAAAAUAUAAAGAGGAAGUCCUUAUUUUGAGAAAAAGAGUUGCUGAAUUAUUAAGUAGAUAACCAUAAGUAAAAGUGGAAAAAGAAACAGUCAAAGUUGAAAAUACAACUAGAGUAUUUCAGCAAUAUAAAAUUUUAGAUAGCUGAUUUGUAAAUGGACAUUGAAAGAUUAAAAAUAAAUCUUAGAAAUGAAUAAGAUAGAUUGAGAUAAAAGGAAGGAGAAUAUUUAGUAUUAAGAAGUGAUAAUUCAUCUUAAUCUUUGAAAGAUAGAUUGGCACUUUUUGAAGUAUUUUUAUAUUAUUAAAAUAGAGCUAAUUAUACAAUUCAAAAUUAGAAUUAGAAAAACUCUAAGGUGAUCUUAGAUAGAAGUUAGAAGAAUUAAAUGAAUGGGAAUAAAGAUAUCAACAUAUGGAAAGCACUGUUACUGUAGAAAGUACUGAAACAUAGACUUUAACUAAUGUAAUCUCUUAUUCUCUAUGAAGGAAGUUGAAGUUUGGAGGACAAGAUUUAAGAAAUUAAACAAUGAUUUUUUUGAAACAUAAGAAAAAUUGAUUAUGGCAUAAGCUGAAUUAGAAGCACUUAAAAAAGGUGGAGUAACUGAAGUUAAAUCAGUUACUGUAUAAUAGAAUGUGACUAGUUCCUCAGUUAAUAGAGUAAUUGAAUAAUCCUCAAGAGGAUCUAGAGUCAUUGAUUAAAAUCUAGUUGGAAAAUUAUAUCCUUGAAAGU
Paramecium pentaurelia is the source of this 1031-nucleotide messenger RNA. Lineage: Eukaryota; Ciliophora; Oligohymenophorea; Peniculida; Parameciidae. The record is from the annotation of a GenBank genome assembly.